AUGGGGAACACCAUCAGGGCCAUCGUGGCCUUCAUCCCUGCCGACCGCUGCCAGAACUAUGUGGUCGGAGACCUCCGGGAGAUGCCUCUGGACAAGAUGGUGGAUCUGAGCGGGAGCCAGCUGCGCCACUUCCCCGUGCAUGUGUGCUCCUUCAGGGAGCUGAUCAAGCUCUACCUGAGUGACAACCACCUCAACAGUCUGCCUCCAGAGCUGGGGCAGCUGCAGAACCUGCAAAUCCUGGCCUUGGAUUUCAACAACUUCAAGGCUCUGCCCCAGGUAGUGUGUACCCUGAAACAGCUCUGCAUCCUCUACCUGGGCAACAACAAACUCUGUGACCUCCCCAACGAGCUGAGCCUGCUCCAGAACCUCCGGACCCUGUGGAUCGAAGCCAACUGCCUCACCCAGCUGCCAGACGUAGUCUGUGAGCUGAGUCUCCUGAAGACUCUGCACGCUGGCUCCAACACCCUGCGUCGGCUACCAGGCCAGCUCCAGCGCCUCCAGGAGCUGAGGACCAUCUGGCUCUCAGACAAUCUGCUGACAGAUUUCCCCCCUGUACUACUUCACAUGCCCUUCCUGGAAGUGAUCGAUGUAGACCGGAACAGCAUCCGUUACUUCCCCAGCCUGGCCCACCUGUCAAGUCUGAAGCUGGUCAUCUAUGACCACAAUCCUUGCAGGAACGUACCCAAGGUGGCCAAAGGCGUGCGCCGUGUGGGGAAAUGGGCAGAGGAGACACCAGAGCCAGACCCCAGAAAAGCCAGGCGCUAUGCAUUGGUCAAGCAGGAAAGCCAGGAGCCACAGGCACCUGCCUCACCUCCACUUCCUCCUACCGACUCCUGA
Messenger RNA from Cynocephalus volans (Philippine flying lemur), 837 nucleotides. RefSeq names its product leucine rich repeat containing 10 (gene LRRC10). The record is from RefSeq and is a predicted model, not a curated record. The transcript has a single exon. NCBI's taxonomy places the organism in Eukaryota, Metazoa, Chordata, Mammalia, Dermoptera, Cynocephalidae. Bases 1 to 837 code for a protein of 278 amino acids. Gene Ontology annotation, molecular function: protein binding.